Oncorhynchus masou masou (cherry salmon) is the source of this 2861-nucleotide messenger RNA. RefSeq names its product FYN-binding protein 1-like. The record is from RefSeq and is a predicted model, not a curated record. The transcript has 17 exons. Bases 78 to 2354 code for a protein of 758 amino acids. Gene Ontology annotation, cellular component: plasma membrane. Gene Ontology annotation, molecular function: protein binding. Lineage: Eukaryota; Metazoa; Chordata; Actinopteri; Salmoniformes; Salmonidae. Gene Ontology annotation, biological process: T cell receptor signaling pathway; protein localization to plasma membrane; integrin-mediated signaling pathway.
ACACACACACACACACACACACACACACACACACACACACACACACACACACACACACACAAGAGGAACUCAUUCACAUGCACAAACAAAGACUCUCCCCUACCCAAGGACCACCAGCCCACGUACAGACUGGAGAGACUCCCUGGGCGCUGACUGUUCCCACUAUGCAGGACAACAAGUCUGAUGUGAAGGCCAUCACUGCUCGCUUCAACACGGGGGGAAAUGCUACAGAGGGUAUCUCCUCAGAACGUCCAAAAGCUACAGUGCACCCCACCCUGUCCUCAGGACCCCCCAUCCAGCCUAAGAAACCUGCCCUGGAGACCAGCCUCUCAGGCAGUGCAGCCUCCACCGCGCCCAAACCCAACUUCCUCAAGAGCACCAUCUCCACCAAGAGCGCUCCAGAAGUCAGGGACAAACCCUCCUUUGUCAAACAGUACCCCUAUAAACUCAAACCACCUGGCCCAGAGAUAUCCCAGGAUGCUGAGGUCAAAAGCCCUUUGCCCAAACUCCCUCUCCAGAAGCAAUCUCUGAGCUUGACCUCGUCUGACACCAAGUCUGCCUUUCCCAAACCUCCCCUGGGUGUGGCCAAACCCUCCUGGGUCAAAGACAGCAGCCCCAAACCUGACGAUAGUGGGGGUACCUCGAACUCCAUCCCACCCAAAAUACCCCCUUCCAAAAAAAACAUAAUCUCCAUUGCAAAGAUGAGUCUACAGACAGAGGAUAGUGUGGAUGGAGCAGUGGAUUCUACCACCAAACCACUGGGAGCAGCUUCUAUCCUCAAACCCUCCAACUUCAGGACUGCACAGAACAUGUUCAAUAGAGGAGAUACCCUAUCUGAGAAUGGGGUAAAGGAAAUAACCAAACUUCCCCUCACUUCCAGCGACUCUUGUCUUCCUAUACCUACAGCCAGUAAGAAACCAAGCUUCAUUAAGAAGCCCCUGGGUCCCACCUCCCCAGUCGUGGGGGUGAGCAACAGUAGCCCGUCCCCCCCCAAAUUGAACCCCAUGCCUAAUUUCCUGGCAAUAGGGACUGCGCCAGCCAAACCCAACCGGCCUCCUAGGGUGACCUUGGAUAAGUUCAAGAAGGGCACAGAGGCUAGUACUGAUGGUCCUGCUGGGUUAAAGAAGAGAUCUGUUCCCCCAACCCCUGCCUCUCACCCCAGUAACCAUAUGGCCCCACCCCUGCCCUCUCACCCCAUGGCCCUUAGCCUGCCCCCGCGACCACCAGAAGCCAUAAUACAACCUGACCCAGAUGAGAACUAUGAUGAUGUGGGAUUAAUGAACAAUCCUCCACCCCCUCCCUCUGGAGGACAUCCUAGUCAAAAGACUAAGGACAGUGAGAGUGAUGAAAUGUAUGAAGAUCUUGACAAAAGAUGGGGGGCAGUGGAAUCAAAGGAGCAGGAGAAGAAGAGAGAGAUGGAGGAGAAAAAACGACAGGUGGAAAGGAAAGAACAGAAAGAACGUGAGAGGAAAGAACAAGAGGCCAAAAAGAAAUUCAAACUGACUGGUCCACUGAAGGUCAUCCACAGGGUCCAGGCCAGAGUGGACAGUAAAGGGAGUAAGACGGACCUGGGGCUGAAGCAGGGAGAGUCUAUUGACAUCAUGCGUGUUUUGGACAACCCAGAAGGACGCUGGCUAGGGAGGUCACAGGACGGCUCCUAUGGCUAUGUGAAGACUGAGUCUGUUGAGAUUGACUUUGACACCCUGAAGCAUCAGGGUGUGUCUAUAUCCAGUCAUAUGGAGCACAAACCGGAGGUAUACGAUGAUGUGGCCUUUCAGAAUGACCUCAGCAGUGGGAUUAAGAGUGCAGGAAUGGUUUUUCCUUCCCCUCCUGAUAAGGAUAGUGACAUAUAUGAUGAUCUUGACGAUUCAAGCUUCGUCAGAGUAUCCCCACCUUCCCAGUUUGACCAGACAGGAAAAACUGAAUCUUCUGAAGUCAGUGAUUCAGAUAUUUAUGAUGAUGUUGACACCACUAACUUCCAUCUGCCUCCACCUAUUAGCAGUCUCCCACUAAGUAAAACCAAGGGUAAGGCUGAGGACAAAGAUCCUAAAAAGCUAAAGACACUUGAAAAGGAAGAGAAGGAAUUCAGAAAGAAGUUCAAGUAUGAUGGGGAAAUCCAGGUACUCUAUCAGGUGACCAUCGUUUCCACCUUGGCCAAUAAGAAGUGGAGCAGUAAAGAUCUGUUGUUGAGACCUGGGGAGACUCUGGAUGUCAUCGUUAAGCCUGUAGACAACAAACUCAUCUGCAGAAACGAGGAGGGCAAGUUCGGCUACGUCUUGACCAGCCAUAUUGUAGUAGAAGAUGCUGAUAUCUAUGAUGACAUUAGUGAUGGUUGCAUCUAUGACAAUGACUGAACACUGUCUACAAAGUGAUGUGAUAUUUGUAUUUUGGGGGUUUCUUGUUUAUAUCAACAACCUUUAUCUAAUUUACUGUGAUUAUUUUGAGGUGAAGUGGUUUUCAUUCAAGAACAACACAGUCCACAGACACUUCCUCCCUUUAUGAAUAACUGUGACUUUGCAUUGAAUAGGCCUAAAUGACAUACAAUGUUACGUUUUUAUAUUGAAAGUGUAUUUCAAUGCUUAUAUUCUAUAUUCAACAAGAGAUAUUACAAUUCUGAUUGGAAACAAAGGUGCAAUGAUGAUGAUGAUACAUUUAUCAAAAAAAAAUAUUAACAAUUUGAUGCCAAAUAUAGCAUGUCUGAUCAGUUGUCAUAUGGUUGGCUGGUUCUCACCUGUCAUGUUAUGUCAUAUUGUAGACCUGCUGAAAGUAAAAGUCCAUUAGUGAUGUGCAAUUCGCAAACGAUUUGUUCUUUUUUAACUACUCUUUUUACUGACUUGAAAAUCAUAAUUAGUUUGACUGAG